Messenger RNA from Homarus americanus (American lobster), 3174 nucleotides. Its product is annotated as melanotransferrin-like. Gene Ontology annotation, cellular component: recycling endosome; early endosome; plasma membrane. The transcript has 17 exons. The record is from RefSeq and is a predicted model, not a curated record. The coding region runs from base 1 to 2400 and encodes 799 amino acids. NCBI's taxonomy places the organism in Eukaryota, Metazoa, Arthropoda, Malacostraca, Decapoda, Nephropidae. Gene Ontology annotation, biological process: iron ion transport.
AUGGCCGGGUCUGCAACACCACUGACGGCUACGAAGGUGAUGAGGUUCCGUGUUGCUGAGAUGGAGAGGAUGGAGCGAAUGUUGAGCACGUGGAUUGACGACCAGACCCAGAACCUUAAAACACCUUUCGCAACGCAUGAUUCAGUGCAAAUUGACAGUGAUAAUGAGAGUGAGGAGGCUGACGACCUUGUCAUUGAGGAGAGGUUGUCUAGAGCUCCUGUGGGCUGGUGCACUGUUUCCCCACAAGAACAAGAGAAGUGCAAUGCAUUAUCACAGGUCAUCAAGAGAGAUUCCAGCGAAUUCAUACAUACGUUUACCAACCUAGAAUGUGUACAGCGGAGCAACCACGACGAGUGCAUGUUGAUGGUGGACGAUGGCUUAGCAGACCUGGUUGUGCUGGACCCAAAUGAGAUCUUCAUUGCUGGUCGCUACCACUCACUUGUACCCAUCAUGAAGGAGUCCUAUGAAAAUGGCCUCAAAUUCUACUACUCGGUGGCUGUGGUACACAAAGGCAACCUGACGUCAGUGAGAAGUUUAGCAGAUCUGGCCGGCACUGUUGCCUGUUUCCCAUCUGUGGCAUCCAUGGGUGGCUGGGUUAUACCUAUCUCUGAGUUAAUCAGAUCUCAAGCCAUGAAGAUUGUUGACUGUAACAACCACAUCAAAUCAGCAUCUGAAUUUUUCAGUGGUGGUUGUGCUGUAAACAUCCUCUCUGAUAAAUACAAUCCCCUGGGUGACAACAGUCAAGUUCUCUGCAGCGCAUGUGGUAGUGACCUUCCAGGACAACAUUGCACGAGUCAAGAUAUUUAUGCUGGUUAUCAAGGUGCUUUUAACUGUUUGCUGGAUAAGGGCGACAUUGCCUUCAUGAAACAUUCCACGAUCAAGAGAGCAAUUGAGUCAACAGAAUCAUUGCACACAGAAGAUGAAUUUGAGCUCCUAUGUCAAGAUGGUCGUCGGGUGGCCAUGUCUGAUUUUGAAGAGUGUAACUGGGGAACCGUACCAUCCAAUGCCAUUGUCACCACUUCUGCCAAGAGUCCAGAACAGCGGAGUUUACUCCAGGAAUUUCUCAAGCAAAUAACCGCACUGUAUGGGACGAAGCCGGAAGAUCCAAAUGAAUUCUUCCUCUUUGAAUCCUCACCGAAGUAUGGCAACUCCUAUGAUUUGCUGUUGUCGGAUGACACACAGAUGUUGGUGGAGCUGGCCAUCAGCCAACAGAACUUCCAGAAAUAUCUUGUCGGAAACAUCAUGAGCCACAUCGAGACUUUGCAUUCAUGUCCUGUGGCCACCAUGACCCUCUGCGUCACCUCUCGGUCCGAAUACUUAAAGUGCCUCAAGAUGCGGACAGCUUUGCACGCCCAACUUCUUCAACCAAAGAUGGAAUGCCUUAGAGGAGAGUCCAAUUUUGACUGCAUGGCUUCCAUUAAGAGUCGGGAAGCAGAUGUGGCUCUCUUUGAAGCUGGAGACAUCUAUAGUGGAGGUCUGAGGUAUGAGUUGAUCCCUAUAAUGGCUGAGCAGUAUAACCUGGACAACCUCGAGUACUACGUCGUGGCUGUGUCUAAGGAGGAUGAUCCCGACACUGACGUCCUUUAUCUAAAAGGGAAGAUGACUUGCCAUCCUGGUGUGAUGCACGGGGGUGGGUGGGUGGUGCCGAUGGCUUACCUCAUAAACAACAAUCUCAUCCGUCAGUACGACUGUAACUCGGUCAGAGCCGCAUCAGAAUAUUUUCAGAAGUCAUGCGCACCGGGUGCACUCAACAGCUAUUACCGCCACGACAUGACUCGCCUCAACCUGUGUCACCUGUGUCAUGGCACUGGCAGUGGUUAUUGUGCCAGAGACCACAGUGAACCUUACUAUGGCUUUACUGGUGCUUUUAGAUGCCUCGUAGAAGGAGGCGGAGAUGUUGCAUUUGUGAAGCAUACCACCGUACGUGAGAAUGUGGACGGAAAGCGCAAGGAGUGGUGGGCUCGUAACCAGCUAACCUCGGACUACCAACUUGUGUGUCGAGAUGGUACUCGGGCUCCUGUGACAGACUAUGAGGACUGUAAUCUAGGCACAGUUCGUUCUAACGCUGUGGUGACACGCGGUGGCUCUCUCUACAACAAAACUGAGGUGGAUACUUUCACUAACCUCUUCCAGUACGCCCAGCAACAUUUUGGCCGUGAUUCUGACGACGAGUGGAACUUCAAGAUGUUUCAUUCAGAUGAACCAUUUGCUGAUCUCAUAUUCCAGGAUGCCACACAACAGCUGGUGCCACUGCCUGAAGAGGAACAACACUAUCAUCCAUAUUUAGGCUUAGAGUUUCUGAAUGCUCGGUACGAAGUGGACUGCACCGCUAACUCCGCUUCACUACAAAUCUCAUAUCUGUUGCUGUGUCUAACUCUGAUGAUGAAUGUUGUACAGUGAAACAUUAUUGUAAAUUCCCAAAAUAUUGUAGAAAUCUUCAAUAAUCAUCUGAAAUACUUUUUUUAGAUGGUUAAUUUUGUAAUCAAAUGCCUCAAUGACAGAUCUAAGGAUUGAACAAAGGUUCUGUGGUACAUAAAUGUAUUCCUGGAAUUUGGAAAUGCCUGCAGCUUUUUAUCAUUUUGAUAUUCUGUACUGUACCAGUACUGUAAAGAAUCUUGAGUAUUAACUCCUCUGAAUCAACUAUUGCAGAAAAGAACAAUGGUUGAGGAUGGUUUUCCAGCCAGCAUAGUGUCUCCAAAUUCUGGGAGUCUGGAUCAUGUAAACCUAACAUUAUUCUUUUGCCCAGGUGUAUUACCUAAAAUUGGAAAGUAAUUAUAUAAUGUACAGUAUUAUAAGUACUUUUGUAUAGAUUACAGUACUGUUAUGAUAUUGUACAAUACAGUAUAGUCUCGAUUUACGCGGUCAAUUAAACCAGUGGAGGUCUGCGUAAAACGAGGAACGCGUAAACGAAAUAAGAGAACAUAAGGGGUUAAUUGAAAUAGAGACUGGGCCGACCCCCAAACUACACUUUUCCGACACAAUACGUAUGUUGUAGUAAAAAUAACAUCUUAAUUUUAUGUUGGUAUGCACCCACAAUUAAUAUUUUAGAGAAAUACUGUAUCAAUAAUAUUAGGUUUUUUAACACUUACGUUAGUAGAAGAGAUGGCUGGGUACACGGGGAUGGGGGGUUGGUUCUGAGGCAGAGAGCAGAUUAUUGGCCCUCACCUGUAUCAC